AUGUCGGGCAGGGGGCGCAGAGGCGGUCGCAGCGCUAGAGGUUGCAGAGGACGAGGCAGAGGCAAGACGCGAACAUGGGAGUGGGAAGCAUACACGCCUGGCGCCGAGGUGUACGACCAGUUAUGGCGCAUUCGCAAGGAGCCUGCCACUGUCACCGCACGACUACCUAACGUCUGCCCUAUGUCGAACGCACGAACGCGAAUACUCCAUCGCCGACAGACCGAGGACCGCUUCAAGCGGGAGCUAUACACCGUAGAGGUCACAUAUACGGGCGGACCGGGGAGUGCACGGGACGGUAUUGCCCUUACACAGCUUGAGGAUGUGGACCUGCAACGCAUACUGCAGUUCGUUUCUCCAGCUGAACUGGAACGAUAUGAAACUGAGCAGUUCAGGCUCGAGGCAGAGGCAGAGGCCAUUGCUAUGCGCACCGAGGCCGAAGACCUGGCGCGUCGCCAACUGCGAAAGAAUGCCAAAGGGCCAAACGCCAGCAAAGGGAGCCGCAUGCUCAGCGCGCUCGCCUUCUCUGUAGAGCCGACCCUACGUUCACGGGGUCGACCGAGAGCCACACGCGGAAAAUGCAGGGGAAGGGCGAGAGGUGUAGAGCCAACAAGAGGCCUCGUCGUAAGCUCCCGACAGCUCAAGAAUGACAUGCACGAGCAGCUGGUAGACAGCGAACCUAUUGUGUUCGAUCGUACAACCGAACACAUCGGACAACCCACGCAGACAUCGCCCAACACCACACGCUCAGCUUUUGUCGCCAACAGCGCUCUUUCGGUAUCACCAAUAGCCAGGAGAGUAUCCAUCUCUGUCCCUCGACGGGAACUUUCAGAAGUUUCCGAACCUUCCGAACCAGAAGAUGUGGACUACUUAGUGCUCAGCGACAAUGAUGCAAAAUCUACAAGAGGCGACUUACCAUCGCUCGCAAUCGAGGUUGGGAAUGCGGGCAGCAGUAAAGAUCGUCCGUCCUCUAGCCCAUCCGGGAUCGAGAGCACUCUUCCAUGUCAACUUCACCCCAUCAUACCCGCUUUUUCACCGUCUGCUGAUAACGUGCUCCAAGAAGCUCCAACGGCAGCUCCAUUUUCCGCGCGAGACUCUGGCUCCCCAGCUCCAUUGGAUUUCAGGGUGGCGGACGUCCUUCUGCAGACAGCGUCUUCCUCUAAUUAUUCAGCGCUUGCUGCAUCAGACCAAGACGACAUAAUACCCCCACAACCCGCUUCGCCGCAAUUUGAAUCGGACGGAUACGUUGGCAGCCGAAUAACAUCUAUGCGCACAUUGUAUCCGGGACAACAGUCGCUCGAACACAACAACGAAGACGAUGCAGAAGUGGAUGUAACGGAAGAGUUUGCUGUAGAGGCUAUCGUGGCGCACUUUCACGAGCACGAGAAGAACUACUACCUCGUCAAGUGGGAGGGAUACGAAGACAGCCAUGAUUGGCUUCCUGAAGAAGAUCUUGAGGGCGCUGCAGACCUGGUCACUGAAUACAAGGAGCGGAUUGGAUGGAGGAACAAGAAAGUCGAAAUAAGAUGA
This is a messenger RNA of Alternaria conjuncta, 1527 nucleotides long. RefSeq lists its product as uncharacterized. Gene Ontology annotation, biological process: negative regulation of transcription by RNA polymerase II; chromatin organization. Lineage: Eukaryota; Fungi; Ascomycota; Dothideomycetes; Pleosporales; Pleosporaceae. Gene Ontology annotation, cellular component: pericentric heterochromatin. The record is from RefSeq and is a predicted model, not a curated record. Bases 1 to 1527 code for a protein of 508 amino acids. Gene Ontology annotation, molecular function: chromatin binding. The transcript is spliced from 2 exons.